Messenger RNA from Lethenteron reissneri (Far Eastern brook lamprey), 3398 nucleotides. RefSeq names its product actin nucleation-promoting factor WASL-like. Gene Ontology annotation, biological process: actin filament organization. The record is from RefSeq and is a predicted model, not a curated record. Gene Ontology annotation, molecular function: actin binding. NCBI's taxonomy places the organism in Eukaryota, Metazoa, Chordata, Hyperoartia, Petromyzontiformes, Petromyzontidae.
GAUCCCACAGUUACUGUCGCUCCAUACACGCAUGAGCAUGGGCUGUGUCGAGACUCAUUACAUCACAGUACACUGCGAGUGUGUGUUGAACUUCUUUCGCACCUUACGUAGCCAGCCGCGCUAACCGGAGGUGCUGUGUUGGGCUGUAUUAUUGCUGGGUUGGUGUCGGUGUUGGCUGUAAGGUAGCUGUGUUACUGCCGUGUUGAGUGUUGGGGUGGGCUGUGCAAGGUACUGUGAUGACUUCUGUCGCAAAUGGCACCAAGAAGUGGACUAACAAAGGCUGCCAGCUGCUCUCAGCCGAAGAGAACCGAGCUCUCUUUGAUGUCUUGGGACACAAGUGUGUGACGCUGGCCUCGGCCGUGGUGCAGGUGUUUGCGGCGUGGCCAGGCGAGCGGAGCUGGAGGAAGCGCCAUUGUGGCGUGGCGUGCGUCGUGCGCGACAGCACCGUGCGCUCACACUUCAUCCGCAUCUACAGCAUCCAGGAUCAGAAGACUCUGCUGGACCAGGAGCUCUACGCGGAGUUCACGUACCGCACCCUAAGGCCGUACUUCCACUGCUUCGUGGCAGACGAGUUUCAAGUCGGGCUCAACUUCUCGAGCGAGAAGGAGGCCCAGGCUUUUGGCAGUGCAAUCUUGGAGAGAAUCCAGCAACGGCAGACGCGGGGGCCCGUGUUCUCUCCGAGCGAGGCUGCGGCGCCAAAGACACAGCGCGAUGUGGAGACGCCUCCCAGCAGCGGCCAGCAGGGCUUCCCCUUCUCCCUGGGCAAGCUGUCCACGGCGACACUCGGCCGGUCAGCCAAGAAGACUGCUAAACCCAAGAUCGACAAGCGCUUCAUCAGCGGGCCCAGCAACUUCCAACACCUUAAACACGUCGGCUAUAAUCCACAAACUUCCUUUGACAACAUAGACCCAGAGCUCAAGAGGAUGUUCCAGUCGGUGGGGAUCACGGAGAAAGACCUGAAAAGCCGAUCUACCUCCCAGGGCAUCUACGACAUCAUUGAGAAGCAUGGAGUGGAGGCUGUCAAGGAUGAGCUGAGGCAGAAGACCUCUCCUGCUGCUGCUGCCAGUCCUCCAGUGCCCAGCCGCACACCGGGCCCCGGUCACAGCGGCACGACACGGCUGCCCAGGGAGGCGUUCAACCCCUUGUCUCCGUAUGCCCAGAGGAACCACUCGGAGCAGGCCGUGUCAUCCCGCACGGCCCCCGGGGGCCAGGCCCCGCCACCGCCACCGCCCGUCGCCCCCGUGCCGACACCCGGCGCCUACCAAAAUGGAGCGCCGGGCCACGGCAGCUUCCAAAGAUCCCAAAACACGCAAGAAAACCUCACAGUGCUGCGCCACCAACGACCUCUUCCCCCGUUAUCGGCGGCACAAACUCCACAACCACCACCGCCGCCUACAACGUUACCUCCCCCACUCCCUCCACCAUUAACAGGACCUCCACAGCCAUCGUCAACAUCCUCAGGACAUCGACCUUCUCAGCCGUCAACAGGACCUCUGGUCCCAGCAUCAUCAUCAGGCUCUCAACUUUAUUAUCCACAAUCAUCGAAAGGACCUCUUCCUCCUCCUCCUCCUCCUCCUCCUCCUCCUCCUCCUCCUCCUCCACCACCACCGCCGUCGACGGGACCUCCGGGCUUUCCGCUAAUGGGGCCCUCUCCCCCCACUUCUCCUCCUCCUCCUCCAUCGUCACGCCCACCACCACUUGCCCCGCCACCGCUGUGCCCCCUGCCCCCUGCUGGGCAGCCAGCCGCUGGCGACCGACCAUCGGCCGCUAGUCUGUUGCUGCGGAUUCGGAGUGGACGGGGAUCAAGGGCGGAGCCUGAUUUAACGAUGGCGGAGCUUGAGGAAUACAGGGCGGAGCCUCAGGGGGAGUGUGCGGAGCUGGAUCGAUACAGGGCGGAGCCUCGGGGGGAGAGGGCGGAGCUGGAUCGAUACAGGGCGGAGCCUCGGGGGGAGAGAGCGGAGCUGGAUCGAUACAGGGCGGAGCCUCGGGGGGAGAGGGCGGAGCUGGAUCGAUACAGGGCGGAGCCUCGGGGGGAGAGGGCGGAGCUGGAUCGAUACAGGGCGGAGCCUCGGGGGGAGAGGGCGGAGCUGGAUCGAUACAGGGCGGAGCCUCGGGGGGAGUGUGCGGAGCCUGAACGGUGGCCAGACGGGGCUGAGGCACAGGCACCCCCUCCUGCACCGCCAACUCCGCUCUUAAUGCCGUCCGAUGACCGACGAGGGGGACUCCUUGAUCAGAUCCGACAAGGCUUCCAGCUCAAGGCGGUCCCAGAGACAGAUGGAGCGAUGACCCCAUCUGCUGGAGACGGCGGAAUCGUUGGCGCCUUGAUGGAGGUGAUGAAUCGGCGCAGUCGCAUCGUGCAGUCGUCAGAUGAAGAAAGCGAUGAUGAAGAUGGCUGGGAUUAAAAGUUUGCACGGAUGGAUUUUUGAUGAUCCCUCUUGCGCAGAUAAACGCUCGUUUCCCUUGCAUCGAACGUAGAGUUUACGUCCCGGCCUGCACGUCAUGUUGUGUGCGUGCCACGUGGGUUCACGUGACCCACAAAGCACUCUGCAUCCUCGCAUUGACUGGCAAUCUCUCCCACCGAAGCGUUUACAGGAAGACGCAAAAAGUCACUCCUGUCGUCAUUAGCGCGUGUGCCCCCUUGUAAAAGACAAUACUGCGCGUAGUAUUAGCAGCGGUAGGCUAACAUUGUGGGCGGUGGCCCUGCUUGAGUUUUAUUGUUGGGUAGGAAGCCAGUGUCAAUGACAAGAUGGCGAGUUACCCUAAUUACCGUCCACGUGGCCUCAACAGCGAUGCAUCUUUAACGCCAACACUCGUGGGAUUGGGCCUCUUUCAGGAAGAUAAUGAUUGAGAAGUGAACCGAGCUGACUGUUGUGGAAUUCAUGAACGUGAGUGAAGAUCAUUGGCGCUGUUCGUAAUGUUGGCUGGAGGUUAUCCACACAAAAUUAAAUGUUCGUUUUCACUCUUUUACGCAUGUCGCCAUUUGACAAUCGCUUAAAAAAAUACUCAGAUUGUCCCAGAAGUUUUUUCUUUUGGUAAUAUAAGUUUCGUGGUGUCUUAGACCAGAUCAGCUCCCUGGCUUUAUGGAAGCAGUAUUCUGCUCUUAUUUUUAAGUUUAGUAAAAUGUUGCAAAUAAACGAGACACGCUAAUAGCCCACGAUUGUUUCACAAUUCACUUAAAUUGACCACGGAGGAACCGGUGAUUCUUGGGGCUUCGCUCCUCUCCGAGUACCAUCGGAUGAUGAUUCCUGUUUGGAUUCGUUGCAAUAACUGUGUGCAUUAUUUGCGGUAAAAAAACAGGGCGCAUAUCAAAAGUGGAAUUUGAAUACCAUAAAAAAAACACCACUCGCUGUGACAUUUACAGCGGUAGUGGGGCUGGACGUGUGUACACUGCUGGUAAA